This is a messenger RNA of Triticum aestivum (bread wheat), 640 nucleotides long. RefSeq lists its product as uncharacterized. Bases 52 to 477 code for a protein of 141 amino acids. The record is from RefSeq and is a predicted model, not a curated record. The transcript has 3 exons. Lineage: Eukaryota; Viridiplantae; Streptophyta; Magnoliopsida; Poales; Poaceae.
GUUCGUUAGUUACACGACCGACAUACUCGACGAACAGGGCCACGGUUAGUUAUGCAGCCGUUGAGCUGUGCAAGCUUCUUGCUUGGGGUGGCCGUCCUAUCGGCCACCCUUGAGCCCUUCGUCGCCAUUGCGCACAGAGAGUUGCUGACGGCAACCGACAGCGUGAGAGGACCGGAAACCAGGCUGGAGCCCACUGUCGACAAAACCAUCACAGACGAGGGAAGCAGAAGCAAUGCACUGACAAGAGGAGAGAUGGUUCUUGGAGAUGCAGCCAUGGAGAAGACGGAUGAUAGAAGCACGUCAAGCUCAGCUGCAAAACAUUCUGUUGGACAAUGUGGGCAUGGAGGAGGGAAGGAUCUGAGUAUGGACUGUUAUUUUAGGAGCAGGAAACUUCAUCCAGGGGCUUACUUCGAUGGCCACAUACCCUUCACCGCUGAUUACCGUAGACCACGGAACCACCCGCCCAAGAACAACUAGGAGUGGGUAGGGUAUAGCUAGCUUGUUUCCCUUGCCUUUUUUCUUUUUCUUUUGGCUGGCCAUUCUAUUUGUCAGAUAUGGCCUUCCUUCUUGUUAGAUAUAGGUGUUUAGUGACGUUGUGUUUCUCCUGUGGCAUAAUAGUAAUAUCAGUGCUUUUACUUUA